UUCAUCCAUCAAUUCCUGAACACCUUAAAAGAGGUCCCGAGGCAGACUUUCUGUGCAUACUCAUCCAGGUUUCUUGGAAAAGGUUGCACGUUCCCAUACCCCGCCCCUGAAGUAUUCUGAUUCUGUAGGUCUAGGGUGGCAUUUGGAAAUCUGGGCACUGCUGAUGCCCAGAGCCCACUCCUUUACUCUUAAGUGGGUCCUGGGGCCAGGUGCUGGGGACACAGCUUUCCUGGACCUGGGGCCAGUCUCCUUGGGGUCCAUCUACCUGCAAGGAGUUGGAUCACUUCCUGACUGACCUCUCUGACAUUAGGGGCAGAUUUCUGACUGGUGCCUAGCACCCAUUCCAGCUGUAGGUGUGUGGAGUGAACUUCAGCAUAAGUUCGUCCCUCAGAUAUUAGUAGGUAUUGGUGGGCUGUGAAGGAUACUUUCCAGAAGUCCCGGGGCAUGUGGCAAACGUUAUCCAGAAAUCCUCUGUGAUGGUGUGGAGGGCUCUUGGCUAAGGAGUGGUGCUUGCAGCCUCUCUCAAGGGCUACUGAGGAGUGGAGCAGGCCAUGGGAGUGGGCCAGGUGGUGCUUUGUCUAGAACUGGAUGCCUUGUUGGUGUGGAGGAGUGAGAGAGAGAACAUCUCUUAGGACUGGAGGUAGCCUUCUGGGUGAGGAAGCUCAGAGCCUAUUGAGAUAGGUUCCCCCCAUGUAGACAGGGGUCUCUUUUUCAUCCACAGUGCCUGGCACAGAGGGGUGUGCAAGGCAUUUUCCCUCAAUAUAUCUUUUAAUGAAUUAAAAAACAGAUGAUGAAAUGACAUGAUGUUCCUAAGGUCACACAGGGAGUGGCAGAGUAGGUACUAGACUCCAGGUCCCUUGACUGCUAACUCCACCAAGUCUCGUGCCCUAGUGCUGUCCUGCUGAGGAGGGGCUUUGUUCCCCAGUCUCCUUGGUGCCACGCCCUUUCCCAGGAGAAAGACCAGGGGCUGUGCCCAACCUAGCCUCACCCUGGCUUCCUGGGCAUGGGGUUGCAUGUUGGCUUGGCUUCCUGGGUGUUGGGGUGCUGGCAUCAUUCUGGCUUUAGGCCCGGCCUAGGCUCUUCCCUCCUUGGAUUGGCCUCGUCCUCUGGCCCCUUUGAUUAUACGCACAGCCUGUGGCUUGUCUACCGAGAAGGUGUAUGUAGUUGUGACUCCUGUGUGUUCCCUGGAGCUCGGUCUGAGGGUUUCCAGCUGGCCCUGAGAGAGGAGGCAGAUUCAGUGGUUAGACCUGUCAGACACUGGGAAGAGGGCUUGGAGGAGCAGGUGGACAGAGGCAGCGGGACAGCAGCAGAGGGCGCUUGGACACAUGGUUCACCCAGGUGGGCAGGAUGACAGGAGAGUGAGGACCUAGUACCUCCGGUCCCUGAAAGUCACAGGGGCAGCCCAGAGGGGCCCAAGUGCUGCGGAUAAACUUCAUGAACUCCACAGUGCUUGAGGGAUAGGCAGAGGCAGAGCUGUGAGAGAAUGCAUUCAAUAGCCAGGGAAUUCCAUACACCAGUGUGUUUAUUUUGAUAAGUGACCACCUCCCUGUUCUGGUCGUUGCAGUUCCUGGACAAUUGUAGGGGUGGCUGCCCUCAUCCUGUUCCUGGUAGCCCUGUUGGCUCGUGUCCUGGUCAAAAGGAAACCACCCCGGGACCCACUGUUCUAUGGUCAUUCAAGAAAUCCAAGCGAAAGAUCUGCUGAGAAGACCAUGUGAUUUAAUGUUGGUUGUGUGUCUCCUUCUGGCAACUGGAUUUUGCCUGUUUAGAGGCUUGAUUGCUUUGGAUUGCCCAGCUGAGCUCUGCCGAUUAUAUACGCAAUUUCAAGAGCCCUACCUAAAGGAUCCUGCUGCUUAUGCUAAAAUCCAGAUGCUGGCAUAUCUGUUCUAUUCCGUCCCUUACUUUGUGAUGGCGCUCUAUGGCUUGGUGGUUCCUGGAUGCUCCUGGAUGCCUGACGUAACACUGAUACAUGCUGGAGGUCUAGCUCAGGCUCAGUUUUCUCACAUCGGUGCUUCUCUUCAUGCUAGAACUGCUUAUGUCUACAGAGUCCCUGAAGAAGCGAAAAUCCUUUUUUUAGCAUUAAACAUAGCAUAUGGAGUUCUUCCUCAGCUCUUGGCCUAUCGCUGUAUCUACAAACCAGAGUUCUUCAUAAAAACAAAGGCAGAUGAAAAAGUUGAAUAAAAGCAUUAUUUUAUGUUAUUUCUCUCUAGAUUACUGACUUUUGUUAUUUUGGUACCAAUAUUUGGUCCCAUUCCACUCUCUUCCCAUACAGGAACAUUUAAGAAUACAUAAAUUCUUGCUCCGUACUGUAUAUGUGAGCUAUCAUAGGAAUUAUGUGGAUAAAUUUUCUUUUUUUGAAGGAAAAUUGAAGUUAUUCAGAAAGCUUGUUUAAAGAAAUAUAUUUCAAGUUAUUUGUGAAUAAACUUGACCACCUAUCUCAAUAUUCUGUUUGCACACUUUAAAUAUAAGUGAAAAAUUACAAUUUAGCUCCUAUAAUAGUGAGCAUGAAAAGGAAACUGUUCAAAAGUGAAAAUGGUCUAUGCAUAUUAAAAAUUUCAAAGUAGCAAAUACAGAUGGAGAAAUAUUUUUGCAUAUAAGAUCUAUAUGUUUCAUUAUCAACCUCAAUAUAAAAGACAAAUUAUCAGAAUAUUUAAAAAUGUUGUUUGAAAAAUGUUUUCCCAAGGAAAGUAUAUUAUUUACUGCUGUUUAAAAAUUGCUUUUACUGAAAUUUUUCUGUGAGUCUAAAUAGCUAAGGAGGGAUCUAUAACUUAUCAUUAACCUUAUUUUAUUGGUGACUGGAAAUGUUUCUAUUGUAUUUCUGUGUAUAUUUUUAAUAAAUUAUUUUUGGUCUUUUAUGAAGACAAAUCUUACUAAA
Delphinapterus leucas (beluga whale) is the source of this 2872-nucleotide messenger RNA. NCBI's taxonomy places the organism in Eukaryota, Metazoa, Chordata, Mammalia, Artiodactyla, Monodontidae. The record is from RefSeq and is a predicted model, not a curated record.